Messenger RNA from Manis javanica (Malayan pangolin), 5475 nucleotides. NCBI's taxonomy places the organism in Eukaryota, Metazoa, Chordata, Mammalia, Pholidota, Manidae. The record is from RefSeq and is a predicted model, not a curated record.
AUGGAGGUAAAUUGUUUAACUCUAAAAGACCUGAUCAACCCCAGGCAGCCCAGACUGGAUUUUGCGGUUGAAGAUGGGGAAAAUGCACAAAAGGAAAAUAUAUUUGUUGAUCGCUCAAGGAUGGCCCCAAAGACUCCAAUAAAAAGUGAACCAAUUGAUUUAUCAAAGCAAAAAAUCUUCACUCCAGAACGAAAUCCCAUUACUCCGGUUAAGCUUGUCGACAGGCAGCAGGCAGAACCGUGGACGCCCACAGCUAACCUGAAGAUUCUCAUCAGUGCCGCCAGCCCGGACAUCAGAGACCGGGAGAAGAAAAAGGGGCUCUUCAGACCCAUUGAAAACAAGGAUGGUGCUUUUACAGACUCCCUGCAGCUUGAUGUUGGGGAUAGUGCCGUGGACGAAUUUGAAAAGCGAAGGCCGAGCAGAAAACAGAAAAGUUUAGGACUCCUAUGCCAGAAGUUUCUAGCUCGCUAUCCAAGUUAUCCCUUGUUAACUGAGAAAACUACCAUCUCCCUUGAUGAAGUUGCUGUCAGUCUUGGUGUUGAAAGAAGACGCAUCUACGACAUCGUAAAUGUGCUGGAGUCACUGCAUUUGGUCAGCCGGGUGGCCAAGAAUCAGUAUGGCUGGCAUGGAUGGCAUAGCCUGCCGAAGACCCUGAGGGCCCUCCAGAGGCUGGGAGAGGAGCAGAAAUACGGAGAACAGAUGGCUCACCUCCAACAGAAAGAGCUGGGUGUCAUGGAGUAUAAAUUUGGGGAACGGAGAAAAGAUGGCUCUCCAGAUGCCCAAGAUCAACAGUUACUGGAUUUCUCCGAGCCCGACUGCCCUUCCUCAUCUGCAAACAGCAGAAAAGACAAGUCUCUGAGAAUCAUGAGCCAGAAGUUUGUCAUGCUCUUCCUCGUCUCCAAAACCAAGGUCGUCACUCUGGAUGUGGCUGCCAGGAUACUGAUAGAACAACGCCCAGAUACCCCGGACCACAGUAAAUUUAAAACGAAGGUACGACGCCUCUACGACAUAGCCAAUGUUCUGACCAGCUUGGCUCUGAUAAAGAAGGUGCACGUCACAGAAGAGCGGGGCCGGAAACCAGCCUUCAAAUGGAUCGGGCCUGUUGACUUCAGCUCCACAGAUGAAGAACUAGUGGAUGUUACUGCAUCUGUCUUACCAGAAUUGCAAAGGGAAACAUAUGGCCAUAUUCAGUUCUGUGCAAACCAGAGGCUGGCUCGACAUGGUGCCUUUAACACAGCUCAUGCUUCUGAGAGGAUCCCGAGGAACGUGAACUCAGAACCCAGCAGCCCAUAUGGAGAAGAGCAAGGAUCAGGUGGCUACUCCUUAGAAAUUGGAAGUCUGGCAGCUGUUUACCGACAGAAGAUAGAAGACAGUUCACAGGGGGAGACCUUUGCCAGCAAGAGAAUGACACCUCUGCCACGCAGCCUGGGCCCCACUACCCCUUGCCCCACCCCCUCUGUUGACUCAGAACAUUGCGUUAGCCCUUUUGCCCACCACGUAUUCUCUGUGGCUCAGACGGACUCGCAGGCCUCCCAGCAGAGUGGUCUGGAGGGACAAGCAGGUGUGUCAGCCGCUUCUGUGGCCUCAGACGAGGAGACCCUCACGCCGGCCCUGCUGGCCGGCCAGCCCUUGGUAUAUGUGCCCUCCACCUCGCUGUUCAUGCUGUGCAGGAGCCUGCAAGAGAGGCCGGCCCCAGGGUCAGAGAGGGACAGCGGAAGCUUGGAAGUCACAGCAGCACAGCCGUCAUCCCCACCCUCAGUCCAGAAGCGCCUUGGCGAGGAGAGGAAGCCCCAUGAGGAGGAGCCAGUCACUAAAAGACAAAGUAGGGACAGAGAAAGCCCUCUGUCCCUCGUCAUACCCAAGAAACCCUCAGAUCCCACCAACACUGCCUUUCCCAAGACCAUGGGUGAUGGGAAGUCCGUGCACCUUGGUGAUGCUCACAUGAGUGGCCGGCUCCCUGCUCCAAAGGAGGCUUCGGGAAAGGCCACAGCAGAUGGCCUCAUUUCUUCUGACUGGGGAAAUCCUUCAAGAAAUCCUGAGAUUGAAAAGUCUUCAAAAGAUGGAGAAGACAUCAAAGAUCCUUCUUUGCUGCAGUACCUCUAUGUGCCGUCGCCAGCUGGAUUAAAUGGUUUCAGUGUGCUCCUGCCAGGCGGUCAGACCCCCCAUGCCAUGGGGCCGUCUUCAGGCCAGCCGCCGGCCCUUGGUGUUCCUUGUAUGGUCUUGCCGUCCCCAGCACUGGGCCCCUUCCCUGUCCUCUAUUCUCGCACAAUGCCUGGGCCAGUUUCUGCUGCCCACGCCACUCUCCCAAACGCAGGACCUGUGAAUUUUGGCUUGCCUGGCCUCAGAUCAGCAGCUCAUCUCCUCAUCAGCCCUGCAGCCAUGGUUAAUCCAAAAUCAUCUCCACUCCCCUCUGCAGACCCUCAGCUACAGGGUUCAUGCUCACUUAACCUGAGUCCCAUAAUGUCAAGAUCACACACUGUCAUCCAGCCCGAAUCCCUCGCUUAUGGGGCACAUCCGGUCUCUGCAGUAAAAUUACAGCAGUCACCAGUUCCAGUGACCCCGAAGAGCUUCCAACACACACAUCAUGAGACGUUUUUCAAGACACCUGGCAGCCUCGGAGACCCCGGCCUUAGAAGAGAAAGGAGUCAGUCACGGAAUGCCAGCUCAGCGCAGAGGAGACUCGAGAUCCCAAGCAGCGGGUCUGACUGACCCGGCACCUUGCCAGCUGGGAUCGGACCACCUGCCUUUCCCCGCGUUACAGGGGCUGCCCUAACGUGAAUGGAAAGCAGAAUGCAAACCGCCCAGCUUCACACAUCCUUCCUCUCUCAUCCACUGGUUCUGUUAACUUCCCAUCAUCAUGAAUCAUCUAUUUUCCUGAAAGUAACUGUUAUUAAUUGUGCAUUUAAUACCAGUUAGAGUCCAGACUCUGCACGGUGUCACAGUGAAAGCACCGACUGACUUUGUGGUUUUGAUUCAAGAAUCAUCUUAUUGCUGGAAAUCGACCAGAACAGGCUGCUGGAGCCUUGUGGCUUUCUAAAGGAGGGGCCUGUCUAGCACUUAAGGAGGGUGAACGUUCUUGACACGUAUUUCCACUCACUCUGAGUAGAUCUGUGGUGGAGAGAGACUUGCUUUCUGCAGUUUCAAAAAGCUACUGCUUCCUUAGGCUUCGUCAGGAAGCCUGCUUCAGUUGUGAAUCCUAUGGUAUUAUUUAUUUUGUUCCUGAAGUGGGAUUUAGUGCAAAAAGUUUACAACUACAGCAAAACACAUGUUUUUCAGGGUAUGACGACUUGAAUGUUUAUACUUUUUUCCUAUGACUUGCCCUGCACUUACUUUACGACCUAGUAAUAAUGUGGAUAAAUGUAUGUACAUGACAGAACGUCAAAACCAAAACAACUGUGAAUGGCACACCUUGCUCCAAUGAACUCGCUGGCCCUCUCUGGGCAUGCGAACUAAGGCGACCUCCAGGUCCCCACAGCUGCUUCUCAGACAACUGUGUGAAUAGUGAGGUUCUCCAGUCCAUUUGUGAAAAUCCUACCGUGUCAGUUUCCUUCACUACGUGCCCCUGAGGUGUUUUAUUUAAACAUUAAUGGUAGAGUAUCAGGUAUGGAUGCCUUCUAACAAUUGCUGUUUAUUGACGGAAUCAGGAUGGUAGAAAGUACUCAUAUGGAAAAUUGGAGCCUGGAUGGGACCUUUCAGUAGAAUUCUGAAGAGUACAUAAUGUAGAAAGUGAUAAAGGAUGAUAGGUGAUACUUUCAUUUUUUCUUCUGCUUGUUUUCUUUGUAUUCAGAAGAGUAAGAGGAAAAGUGGAUACAUUACGUUCAGUAUCCAAGAGUAUUCAAACCAGUUAUUUUUCAGAGAACUUACAAAAAACAAAAAUGGUGAGUGCAGGGGUUCACUGUUCUGGCAUGAAUACAAUUCUGGAAACUGUUCUGCAGAUCCCUUUGUUAAACCAUAUUAUUACCUUAGGGUUUCAUUAAGUAGCCAAACUAGAUCUUUGUGUUCUUAGAUUUAUUAAUAUUUACCUCCUUUUUGUCUCUUCAGAGUAAAUAUCUUUUUCCUUCCUUGCCUCCCUUCUUUUCUUCCUCCCUUUCUUCAUUUCUUUCACUUUUUUUUUAAACUUCUGUCUUAGGUUUGGAAUCUUGGUGUAGGGUUUUGUCUUAUUUUUAUUUUUGGACCCAAUAUAAUGUUAUAUGAAAGAAUAAAAAUAUUAAUUUAAGAGACUCUGGGAGUCUGAGUAAAGAUGCUUUAUAUUAACUACAGGAUAAUAUUAGCCUUAUUACCCCCACAAGAUUUUUUAAACUUGAGGUAGGUAGCCAGAUUAAAUAAAUUUGUUAUAUAAAAUUUUUAUCAACACUAAACUUUUAAAGUUUACAGGAUGGGGUUUUUUUAUCAUUUUCAUAGACUUCUCCAAAGUUCAACAGAUAAAAACGUGGCCCUAGUUGUCAACAAUUGCAUGUUAAUGAUUACCCUGAAUAUGGGUUCCCUGUUGAGACAAAUAAAAUGUGCCUUUUCCGGGUCGAUUGUUACAGGACAUGCAGUUCAUAUGAAUCUCCGCAGGGUCCAUGCAUUUUAAAUACACCAUACUUAAGAACGUCCACAAAAUAUUUUCACUUGAGAGGUCUGCAUUUAGAUGAAAACACACUGAUUUUUCCCCUCACUGUUCUGGGAUACUCCCCCCUUAUUUAACUCCUUUGCUAUCUUGUUAAUUCUGUUUAUGAUACGACCUCAUAAGCCUCAGAGAAUUCACGGUUCUUGAGGGGUGUUAGGAAGCAACCCCCAAAUGAGAAUUUUAUGACUCUGUAACCCAAAUUAGCAAUAGCAAACAACAAACCCCUUUUGUAUUCAGCACCCGCUUUUUAAUGUGGCUUCGUGACAUGCAAAAAUCCAAUGCAAUGCUUGUUUCUAGACGGAAAAUGAGUCUGUUACCUCCAGAGCAACUACCAGUUAUGCUGUGGCUGAUCUAGACUUGGUACUUGGGGAAGUGAAGACGCAAUGGCAAUUUUGAGUCUACCCUUGUAUAAUUUAGUGAAAGAAAAUAAAAUUGUUCGUGAUCCUGCUAAGGAAACGAGCUCUGAGUUGGCACAGAGUAAGGCGUGUGCCCUGCGCAGUCCAGGGUUUGUGAAACCCUUUCAUUCUGGUACAAGAGUUGGGGGUAUAACUUUUAUACUUGAAUUGACCUACCAAGUUUACAUUUCUCAAUAUCUUUUUGUAAGGUGCUAUUUCUGUAUUUAAAUACUUUUUUUUUUUCAGUGUAAAGCUGCUUUCUGCUUACCUUGUUGCACUGCUAGUUUUAUGUAGGUAUUUUAUUGCUGCUUACUGUUUUUUUCUUCAUAUUACUUAGCUCUGCUCUUUUUUCUAGUGGCUGUAUUAUCUAUAGCUGUCUGCUUGUAACUUUACUGCAGGUAAACUGAUGUUCUCCUUUUAGGAAAAUAUUAAGCUUUAAAAAGUAGCAAUAAAAGUUAAUUCAUUUAAGAA